AUGAAGGAAUGGGGGCCGAUUCUGUUCCAGGUCCUCCUCGUUCCCAUCACGGACAACACGGCGACCACCUCCACAAAUGACUGCUGGAAGAAGUUUGAGAAAGCACCCGGUCUAUCGGCGGAGAAGAUGCUGUUUUAUCGUGAAUUGUACCUCCAAAAUGCCGAUACCUUGCACUGGGAGGUGUCCCCUUUAUUCGCUUCCCCCGAGCAAUUUCAGAAGCUACCGCCCGCUCUGAUUGUCGUCGCCGAGGUAGACAUCCUCCAAAGUGAUGGACGUAGGUACGCGGCCAAGAUGGAGGAUUACGGCGUCGAAGCCGAGGUGGUGGUCAUGAAACGGUUGCCACACGCGGCUCUGACCCUGGGCGGCGUGCUUGGGGAGGUGGAAGGUUUCGUCCAGCGGAUUUGUGGUGCUGUACGAAAAGCCUUCGAUACCAGAACCUCACAGAUCGAUUCUCUUCCCGCUAGUCACAAUACUCAAAUAGAUAGAUAG
Messenger RNA from Exophiala aquamarina CBS 119918, 489 nucleotides. RefSeq lists its product as uncharacterized. Bases 1 to 489 code for a protein of 162 amino acids. Gene Ontology annotation, molecular function: hydrolase activity. The record is from RefSeq and is a predicted model, not a curated record. NCBI's taxonomy places the organism in Eukaryota, Fungi, Ascomycota, Eurotiomycetes, Chaetothyriales, Herpotrichiellaceae. The transcript has a single exon.